AUGCACCCUGCCAGCGCAAAUCUUGCUGUUCAGCCCUUCACUACUGACCAAGGCGCCGCUUUCCUAUUCCGACUUCUCAAUGCACAAACGAUAUCCGGACAAAGUGCAAGACGCGUACAGCACGGAACUCAUGCACGCAGGGUACAGCGAUGGACCUUGUCCAGUUCCGCAGCCACACUGCUAGGGGUUUUGUCGCUUCUCGCCCCUGACAACAUCCCCGAUGCUGACGCUCCGUGUUGCAGGGUGUCGGACAUAAUGGAGGAGCUCCUAUCCCUGGGCCUCAUUCAUCGUGAUGCAGCCACCAACAAUCUUUCCAUUCACCGCCUUGUCCAAUCUGAAUUCCGUUACUCCAGCAGGAACACCCUCCAGCAAACACUUCAAGACGCUUCCCAACUGCUCUUUCAUGCAUUUCCGAAACAAGUUUUUGGUCGAAGCUUCCGGCCCCAAUUUCCCAAAUGUAGGACAUUUAUCCAACAUGUUUAUUUUCUCCGCGAUCACACAGCAGCCGCUCUUAAUCACCAGAGGAGCCUCGGGGUAUCUCUCCGUCCCUCUAAGGACUUUUGCCGACUCAUGUGCAACGCCGCCUACUACCUUGUCGAAACUGGUGCAGCAAAGGAACUAGCUAGAAUGGUGGACGUUACAAGGACCGCAUUCCAUGCCACAGGUCUCAUCACCGAGGAGCCGCUUUCCUACGCGCAUUUUUGUAACUCCGCGGGAUUAGAGCGCGAGAUGAGCGGGGACUUUUCGUCCGCCAAGGAAUUGCUCGAACGAGCCAAAGACAUUCGGUUCCGUGAGUUGCCUUUAGGCAAUCUCAAUCUGUCGUCGGGCAAGUAUCCCGAGGCGCUCAAAUACCACCUCAUAUGCAAGGAAACUGUCAAUUAUGAGGUCAAAGCCAAUGUGAGGAUGAAUUGGAAUAAUCUGGGGAGGUGUUACACUGGACUAGGAUGCUAUUCCGAAGCAAUGGGUGCCUUCGAGAAGGCCAAGGGGCUGAUUCUCAACAAACAGCCUGGGUUCAGAAACCACUACUAUUGGAUCGGCAACAUGCAAAUGGCCCAAGGUAACCUGGAGGGAGCGAAAGCUGCAUACACCAAAGGCUGGGAAUGUCUGAAAGACACCGGGGAGAUAGUUUCAGCCGACAUGGCAGUAUGCAUGUACAAACUAGGAUUGAUCGCGCUGCGGAACCACUACGGAAGUAGAGAUAAGGAGUUACCUGGCCAAGCUAUAGAUUAUUUCCGCAAGGCUAUCAGCAUGAUGGAAUUCUGGAAGGUCGCCGACUGUGAAGUGGCCCGGGCAUCAUACAUGCUAUCCAUGGCACUUUCGCAUAAUGGAGGCAACUCAGAAGCGGCGAUGUGGUUGGAAAGGGCGGAAGGUGUGAGGAAGCAGAUGCAGGGACCGGAAUACGUUGCAGAAGGUCAUGGUGAAAUAGUUUAUGACUCUCUAGUUGAAUCUUGGGUGAGAUAG
Molecule: messenger RNA, 1461 nt
Organism: Dichotomopilus funicola
Lineage: Eukaryota; Fungi; Ascomycota; Sordariomycetes; Sordariales; Chaetomiaceae
Exons: 6
Coding region: 1-1461 (486 amino acids)
Molecular function (GO): protein binding
Source: RefSeq, a predicted model, not a curated record